GAAUUUCUAUUGAAUAGAAAUCAGAAGAUGUCGAAUAGUAAAUGUGUUAAACAGUUACGCAAAAAUUAUGUUAAAGAACAGCAAGAAAUGUCACAUUCGGAAAAACUACGAUUAAUAGAUGAUGAGUUGAAUGCAUUUUACAAAUAUUGUCAACAGGCUGGUUUCACAGAAGAAGAAAUGGAUAUUAUUUGUCAACCAUUGGUGGCUGCAAUGCGACGUUCUUGGCUACAGCUUGUUUUCCGUGGAACGCUUGUUCUGAUUGUCCUUGGAACUUUAGCUUGUCUAGCAGCCCAACUUGAUUUUGUUGGAACACAUUUUACUGCAAUCAGUCGUCUUUUACUUAUCAAAGUUCUUCCAAUUUGGAACUGGCAACCCUUGUACUAUGAAAAUUGUAUGAUCAAUAAUCCUUUUUAUAACGAUUACAUGAUAACAGAGGAAGACUGUGUGACUUGUGAAGCUCUAGAAACCAUUGAUCGUUUGUCAGAUGUGAGAUAUCGCAAUCUUGUUGAUAAUUAUUUGAGUAGGGAUGCACCUGCAAUUAUUACAGAUGCAAUGGACUCUUGGGCAGUUAUGAACACAGAUUAUUUUUGGUUUGAUAAUAUCACUCAUCUUUAUUUAGAAAACGAACGCUUAAUGGAAACAGUACCUUGUGCUUUAACUUCAAAUCUGAGAACUGGUUCGUCCGACUUGGCAGCAUUUUUACGUCGGGUACAUUCACCUGAAGUAGCUAAAUGGUUUGUCCACUGGCAAAAUUGUGACAUCAAUGCGGUGAAGGUGUUGAGAAAAUAUUAUCAACGCCCGUACUUUCUUUCAAGUACUGUCUCACCAGCACAUUUUAAUUGGGUCCUUAUGUCUUCGGAUUACAAUAGUCCAAGUUAUAAAAAGGUCGAACUAGAUUCGGGUCUCAUAGCUCUAGCUCAAUUACGGGGAGCUACGCAACUUCGUUUGACUCCUAUAAAUCCUUGCAAUAGUUCUUGUCCCGAACUAAUAGCAGAUUUGCAUCAGGGCGAGAUGCUUGUUUUUACUAAUUUAAUGUGGACUUUGGAAUACGCGCCGAUGAGAGGAUUAGACAACAUCGCAAUCUUGACUGAAACCGUCUGGGAGGAGGAUACAUAAACUAUAACACUUUUCUCUUUAUAUUGCGUUAGUCCAUGAUAUUCCGAAUCCAAGUAUAUAUCGCUUAAUUAAAUUAUAUGUACAUGUACUCAUUCUGCUACAGUGCAUAGUUCACAUUAAAUAAAGUAUUCUCGCUCAUCA
Molecule: messenger RNA, 1257 nt
Organism: Bombus huntii
Lineage: Eukaryota; Metazoa; Arthropoda; Insecta; Hymenoptera; Apidae
Exons: 5
Coding region: 28-1116 (362 amino acids)
Source: RefSeq, a predicted model, not a curated record